This is a messenger RNA of Penicillium angulare, 2022 nucleotides long. Its product is annotated as Zn(II)2Cys6 transcription factor. Gene Ontology annotation, biological process: regulation of DNA-templated transcription. Gene Ontology annotation, cellular component: nucleus. The transcript is spliced from 7 exons. Bases 1 to 2022 code for a protein of 673 amino acids. NCBI's taxonomy places the organism in Eukaryota, Fungi, Ascomycota, Eurotiomycetes, Eurotiales, Aspergillaceae. The record is from RefSeq and is a predicted model, not a curated record. Gene Ontology annotation, molecular function: zinc ion binding; DNA-binding transcription factor activity, RNA polymerase II-specific.
AUGGCGUCUACCGAAGAACGGCCGUCCAAGCGAGCCCGCCAGGCCUGCGAGCCCUGUCGUCGGAAAAAAUCACGGUGUCCGGGAGAGAAGCCGACUUGCUCCUACUGUGAGCGCCUGGGCCAAAGAUGCGUGUAUGCAGGCGAGACUAUCGAGGAAGGGUCGGAUUUUGCAAAGAACAUGGAAGAUCGCGUUUGUCGCAUAGAGGAUAGACUUGAACAGUUGAUCAAUUACAUCACCAAACAGAAUCACGGAGGGGGUACUGAGCCUCCUGAUAGUCUACAACAUGCGCAAGUGCAUUCACCAAGACACUCAGUGUCAACGCCUAUAUUAAACGCUUCCAUAGAGCUCUCACGAGACACAUCGGCCGUACAACUGUAUCUUACAUUUUGUAAUUCUCAGCCUUUGCCAUUGUUCCCGGAAAGAACUUUUACCACAUCUUUCAUUAACCGAGAUCCCGAGCUUUUACUUGCGAUGGAGGCUCUGGGACUUCGAUUCCGCGGAAAUGGCCUCAAGGAGAGAUUAAUUCAAGAUCAGAUAAGGUUAAACACAGAAAAGGCAUGUCAAAUGGUAAUGGCACGUCUAGCACAUGGCAAUGUAGAAUUAUCAACAAUUCAAACACUUUGUCUUCUCAGCAUGCUAGAAUUCACAUCCGGACAGCUAGUUCGAGCAGGGUUUUAUACAAACAUGGCCAGUUAUUUUAUCCGCAAUAUCCGAAGCGCUAGUGUGGAAUUCUUAAAGAAUCUAGAAACGGAGAAGGAUGAACGAAAGCUAUGCCACGCAAGUAUAAUAAAGUUGAAAAAUAUCCAAGGAUCUUCUCAGCAAUGGCCACUCGGAGGAAAUGGAGACCAGGCUGCUCGUCGAGAGAUUCCUCAUCCCACGUUUGCCUCAUGGAUAUCGAAAAAGGAUGUAAGAAAGGGCGAUAUGGGCGCAAAUGCUGAUAUGAGUAUCGUGGCAGCUACGAUACAUACUAGUGAGCUAUGGUCGCUGGCAGGAAAUUACGCAAUGGAUCAUACUAAGGAUGACACACAUCCCCCUUGGCAUCCACAAUCAGAUUAUACCAUGAUAAAUUAUUGGCACACCGAACAUGAGAGUUGCAUGCCAUUACAAUUCCGCCUUCAUGCCAGCCGUUUUCACGAACACUCCAUGGCAGAUUUGCAAGCAAACCGUGAUUAUUGGGGACCAUGGCUGUUCUUCCAGAUGGCCUGGCAUGCAGUUCCAUGCCUUCUCAACCACCCAUUCCUUCUUUCUAUGCGACUGAGGAACUUUAGGCGGACUAUGCCUCAGUCAUUCCUGCGAAAUUCAUUCGAGCAGCUCACAUUUCACACUGGCUGGAUCAUUCACUUUCUUGAACUGACCGAAGCGAAAAACUUCGAGGUAUCAGAUCCAACUCUCGGUCAUUGUGUCGCGAUUGUCGCGACGAUCUAUCUCCAACACAGCUUUGCCGAUGAUAGAAACUUUAGUAAAAAGGCACAGACUGGAUUUGACAAAUGUCUUCGGUUCUUAAAAAGAAUGGGUCAUCGAUGGCCACAUAUUGAUCGCCAGGCUAAGCAACUAGAACAGCUUCGCGGCAGUAUCUCUCCGGGUGACAUAACAGUAGAAACGAAUAAUUCCUUGAACUCCCGAGGGAAGUGGUCCGUCAAUCUGCAUUUACUUUGGAAAAUCCUCGCAUACUCUCAUGCCAGUAGAUCCUCGAGCUCAUCUGGCGAUAUCUUUGGUCCGAUUCUGGCUAAGGAAAGUUCCAGUAGUCUGAGAAUACCAUUGGCCGGUAUGAUUGCAGAGCAAGAUUUCGCACUUAUUGGAUCCGCCGGAAUUUCGGGACACAAGACUGUGGCGUCGGAAUGUGUCACAUACCCUCCUGAGCAGACGGAGCAUGAUGAGGCCGGUUCUGAAAUGCCUGCAAUAAACCCUACGGACUUGACGGAAGAGCCUAGCCUGGACUUUGCUAGUGAAGAAACGCUGAUUCUGCAGCUACAAGACUAUGACCGGGCAUUUGAAGAUUGGUUGAGCCUGAAUCCAUCCUGA